UUAUGAAGAAUUCCAAACGUAUCUUUCUAAAAGUGUUGUGGAAAGUGAUGAUAAUGCCGAAGUAGAAUGCAACAAUAAUUCUCCAGUAGAAUGUAAUGUUAACUUUGCAGAAGAAUAUGUUGAAAACUUCACGGAAUUUGUUGUUGACCAAAAUUUUUAUGCAGAAUCAAUACAAGAAAGUACAGGAUCAUCAGAUACUAUUCAUAAAAAUACUAUUAAUAUUAACGUUGGAGACACUUUUUAUUCUUGGGAAAUUGCGGAAACUCAUCUUAAUCAAUAUGCAAGUUUUUCAAGAGUGUCAAUUCCAAAUCAAGUAAUUGAUCCAAUACAACAAUGUCAACGGCCAUCUAGAAAAAUUGGGCAGUAUAAUCAUCCUAUGGUAUCUGAUUUAGCUUUGCAUACACCCAAAUACCGCAGACUAUCAAAUGAAAUAAUGGAGCAAAUUAAGUUUUAUGUCACCAAGAGGAACAUGGAAUCAAAACAAAUAUAUCCCUUGCUAUCUGCAAGUUUCCCAAAUCAAAUAAUAUGCAAGCGAGAUCUUUAUAAUACAAUUCAGAAAUUUAAGGCCCCUUUUGUAAAAUGUCAAGGAGAUGCUCAGCAUAUAGUUAAUAAGUUAAUUGAUUUGCAAAAAAAGGAAGCAGGCUGG
This is a messenger RNA of Dentiscutata heterogama, 646 nucleotides long. Lineage: Eukaryota; Fungi; Glomeromycota; Glomeromycetes; Diversisporales; Gigasporaceae. The record is from the annotation of a GenBank genome assembly.